AUGGAUGGGAAUUUGCUCUUCGUCGAGCUGGACGCGCGAGCGCGACGACGGGUGAUGGACGCCAUGACGCCCUCGUACGUCGACGAGGGCGAGAUCGUGAUCGCGCAGGGCGAUACGAAUUGCGAUCGAUUCUACGUGAUCGAAAUCGGGGAGACCGCCAAGCAAGUGGCAACGCUUGGCCCGGGUCGGGGAUUCGGCGAGCUCGCGCUGCUGUACGCCUGCCCGCGAUCGGCGACGGUCGUGGCGGCGACGCCGUUGAAACUGUGGACGCUGCACGCGAGCGCGUUCAAGGCGAUAAAGCGUUCCAUCGCGACGAAGGAUGCAUCUUGUAUGCUCGAACUUCUGGAGAGCGUGGAGCUAUUCAACGCUCUGUCAGAGCAACAGCUGAUUGCGAUAUGUACCGCGGCGAGAAGAGAGGUGUACGAGACGAAUGACGUUGUAUUCAAUCAAGGCGAUCCCGGAAAUUGCUUCUACAUCGUGGAACGCGGCGAGGUGAGCGUUCGAGUCCAUGGUGGCGAAGUCGCGAAACUCUCGCGUGGCGAUUUCUUCGGUGAGCGCGCACUGAUAAAUAAUGAACCUCGUGCGGCGACGAUCGUCGCCGCAACCGACAUUUCGUGUUUGAAACCGGUGACAGCUGAGCUCGAGGAGCUCCAAACCAUCGGUUUCUUAGGCGUUGGAUCGUUCGGUCGAGUGACGCUUGUGGCUCACGAUGGAGAGACGUACGCGCUGAAGGAAAUUGGCAAAGCACAAGUUGUCGCUCGCGGGUUGGUCGAGCACGUGUGGCGCGAAAAGCAAACCAUGGCGCAAUGUGACUCACCGUUCUUGGUAAACCUUCGGCGUACCUACGUCAGCGAAAGAUCGAUUUACAUGCUCAUGGACAAAGUUCUUGGUGGAGAGCUUUUUACGUACUUGCAAACUCGAAACUCGCCGCUGCCCGAGGCGCACGCCAAAUUUUAUGCGGCGUGCGUGGUGCUGGCAUUCGAGUAUCUGCACGACCGGCAGAUCACUUACCGCGAUUUAAAGCCAGAGAACCUUCUGAUUUGUACAAAUGGUUAUCUCAAAGUCACGGACUUUUCGUUCGCGAAGAAACUUCCGAAGGGCGCGAAAACUUUUACGCUGUGCGGCACGCCACAAUACUUGGCGCCCGAGCAAGUACAACAAGUCGGCCACAAUCGCGCCGUCGAUUGGUGGGCGGUUGGCGUUUUGGUGUACGAACUCGUCAACGGCGUCCCACCUUUCAAUCAAGACGACCACUACCAAAUGUACAAGGCGAUCAACGAGGUCAAAUUCCACUUUUCGCCUCGCAACGGCCCCAAAUUCCGCGCCGUCGUCUCCGGCCUCCUUCGCCGCAUGCCCGCGAGUCGACUCGGCAUGGGCAAAACCGGCGCACGCGAAAUCAAGCAGCACGAGUGGUUUGCAGACAUAAACUGGAGCGCUCUCGCGCAGCAACGCGCGCGCGCGCCGUACGUGCCGCUCGUCGAAGACGUUCGCGAUUUAAGGCACUUUGUGGACACCGGCGACGACGUCCCGGGACUCUCCGCGAAGUGGGGCACCUACGCCUCCAUCGGGCGAUUUACCGACUUUUAA
Messenger RNA from Ostreococcus lucimarinus CCE9901, 1587 nucleotides. RefSeq lists its product with no specific name. Gene Ontology annotation, biological process: signal transduction; peptidyl-serine phosphorylation. Gene Ontology annotation, molecular function: cGMP-dependent protein kinase activity; ATP binding; cAMP-dependent protein kinase activity. The transcript has 3 exons. NCBI's taxonomy places the organism in Eukaryota, Viridiplantae, Chlorophyta, Mamiellophyceae, Mamiellales, Bathycoccaceae. The record is from RefSeq and is a predicted model, not a curated record. Bases 1 to 1587 code for a protein of 528 amino acids. Gene Ontology annotation, cellular component: cAMP-dependent protein kinase complex.